This is a messenger RNA of Dissoconium aciculare CBS 342.82, 1912 nucleotides long. Its product is annotated as Sodium/hydrogen exchanger. Gene Ontology annotation, biological process: sodium ion export across plasma membrane; regulation of membrane potential; proton export across plasma membrane. Lineage: Eukaryota; Fungi; Ascomycota; Dothideomycetes; Mycosphaerellales; Dissoconiaceae. The record is from RefSeq and is a predicted model, not a curated record. Gene Ontology annotation, molecular function: sodium:proton antiporter activity. The coding region runs from base 254 to 1756 and encodes 500 amino acids. Gene Ontology annotation, cellular component: plasma membrane. The transcript is spliced from 5 exons.
CGCUAUCGACUCGGGCGGAUCAAUUCAUCCGUGAAGCGCCAUAGUUGAUCAUCCGCUAGAAAGUGACGUUGAUUGUUGGUCGCGUGCGCAGCUACUACAUUUCCAUCCACCAAUCCUGAGAACAGUAUCUCGAUGUUUUAAUCGUUAGCACAAAAACAGAGAAUAUACCUCAUUCGAAACUUGGCACCCGCGCUUCGACCGGUCACAAACGUAGCGCCUAUUGCCCUUCACAAGACAUCGUCAAGUCGAUAGCAUGGCCUGGAGCCAGCUUGAACCGACGCCCGCCCACUUGACAUAUCUGCUCUUGUCCGGUUUUCUCAUCAGCUAUGUACUUUUCGUGCGCUUUCUUCGCAAUCGACUGCACCUGAGCGAGCCUCCCAUUGCACUGCUUGUCGGAGUCAUCUUGGGCCCGUAUUUACUUAACUGGGUCACGCCUUCUAUCUGCAAGAAUGGAGAGUGCACCAGCGAUCCAGCAGCUGGUGGAUGGGGAUGGGGUGACAAUGUCGUCCAGGAAAUCACACGGGUCAUUGUCGGCAUCCAGUGCUUCGCCGUCGGCGUAGAGCUGCCGCCACACUACGCGAGUCGGAAAUGGUCGUCAGUGAUCAUGAUGCUCGGUCCGGUCAUGGCAUUCGGCUGGGUCAUCUGUACAAUUUUCAUCUGGGCCAUCUUUCACACCAGCUUGGCCUCGGCAUCAGUCAUCGCUGCAACCUUGACACCAACUGACCCAGUGCUUGCAUCGAGCAUUCUUUCCAACAGCCAGUUCUCGACCAGAAUUCCCAAAAGAAUCAAGCAUCUGCUAUCUGCCGAGUCGGGUUGCAACGAUGGUGUCUCGUUUCCUUUCCUGUACAUUGGGCUCUACCUAUUAACUAAAACAUCUACCGGAGAGGCUGCGAAAGACUGGUUUCUCAUCACGCUUUUGUGGCAGUGCAGCGUAGGUCUGCUCAUCGGAAUCGUUAUCGGAUGGUGUGCACAAAGGAUACUUCGCUUUAGUGACAGUCGCGGUUAUAUCGAUCCUGCGGGCUUAACUUUGUUCUGGCUAUUGAUGGCAAUACUUUGCGUCGGAGUAGGCUCUACGCUAGGCUCCGAUGACUUUCUUGUCGCAUUCGGAGCUGGUUACGGUUUCGCGCGCGACGGUUGGUUCGCCGAAAAGAUCAAAGCCGCAGAAUUGCCCAAGAUCACAGACAUGUUGCUGAACAGUGCCAUGUUCCUCUACCUCGGUGCCAUCAUGCCAUUCGACUCGUUCAAAUCGCAGGAUGUGACACCCUGGGUCACGCCCGGCAGGCUCUUUGCACUUCUCGCGCUUGUCCUUCUAUUUCGACGCCUCCCGAUUGUUCUUGCUCUAUACCAAUGGAUCCCGGACAUUAAGAGUUUCAGGGAGGCGCUAUUCUGCGGUCACUUCGGACCCAUGGGACUAGGAGCGCUCUUCCUCGCUAUGGAAGCAAGAGGAAUCUUGGAAAACGACGAGGCCAUUCCUGAUCCUCAUCCUCCCAAGUAUGAUCAACCAUACACUGAUCGCGAGCAGACAAUCAAGAUCAUAUAUCCCAUUGUCUGCUUUAUCGUCCUCGGUAGCACCUUGAUCCACGGCUUGAGUGUACUUGCUUUGAGUUUGGUCUCUCAUUUCUCGCGACCGAAGGAAUAUCGUGCCGGGAUCACGGCGGCUGAGACCGACCCACUGCUUGAAGGAGAACAUGGGAGCGAGGAGAGUCGCAUUGAUGAAAGCGAGAGUGAUCAAUACGAGCAGAUCGAAGACGCCUAAGAUUACGGCUUGCAGCAGCCUGAUAAAGAAGUUGCACGAUUCAGCGCACCAUCUCCAUUGUUAGAGAUGAGGAAAUCCGCUCGAGACGCCAUGUUUGGCGCAACUUUCCAUUCAGGAUCGUCGAUGUUGAGUUCGCAGGGCCACAAUGGCUUGGAA